Galendromus occidentalis (western predatory mite) is the source of this 2022-nucleotide messenger RNA. RefSeq names its product solute carrier family 23 member 2. The transcript has 10 exons. Gene Ontology annotation, cellular component: membrane. The record is from RefSeq and is a predicted model, not a curated record. The coding region runs from base 54 to 1766 and encodes 570 amino acids. Gene Ontology annotation, molecular function: transmembrane transporter activity. Gene Ontology annotation, biological process: transmembrane transport. NCBI's taxonomy places the organism in Eukaryota, Metazoa, Arthropoda, Arachnida, Mesostigmata, Phytoseiidae.
UGCACAACGAGCACCGGAAAGAGACCAAAUUAUCCCAAAUCGAGGAAGAAGGAAUGCUCCCGAACCGGCGAGAUGACAUGCUCUACGGCUUGGAGGAUUCGCCGCGUUGGUAUCUCUCUGCUCUCCUGGGCUUCCAACAGUACCUGAUAGCAUCCUCCGGAGCGCUAAGUUACCCAUUUAUACUGGCUCCGGCGAUCUGUCUGAGAGAUUCCGACCCGGGGCGGGGUUACCUGAUCUCAACCAUAUUCUUCGUGUCCGGAUUCGCGACUCUUCUACAAACAACUUUCGGUAUACGGCUGCCAAUCGUGCAAGGAUGCAGCGUAACCUUCCUUGUUCCGAUCGUGGCCAUAAUGUCGCUGCCCGAGUGGAAAUGUCCAUCCGAACAAGAUAUCAUUGCUCUUCGGAGCGACAAUUCUACGGGUCCUGUGACUCAAGAUGAGUGGACCCAUCUCUGGCAAACCCGCAUGCGCGAAAUUUGUGGAGCUAUCAUCAUAUCGUCGGUCUUCGAAGUCGUUCUCGGAUUCACCGGUGUUGUUGGAAGUCUUCUGAAAUGGGUAACUCCGCUCGGCAUAACACCGACGAUUGCCCUCAUCGGGCUGUUCCUCUUCGAAGAGGCUGCCGAUCUCUGCUCGAAAAAUUGGACAGUUUCAAUGCUGGCCAUCACGCUGAUGACAUUGUUUUCCCAGUACCUCACCAAUGUCAAGUGUCCACUCCCAGUAAUCACGAAGUCCGGCUUGAGUUUGAAGAAAGCUCCGAUCUUCAAAGUGUUUCCGGUUCUGAUGGCACUAUUAGCAUCGUGGGCGAUCUGUGGUAUUCUGACGGUCUCUGAUUAUUUUGGACCCGAAAAUGCCGCUAGGACAGACCUCCGGACGAAUAUCAUCCGAGACAGUCCCUGGAUACGAUUCCCCUACCCAGGCCAGUUCGGUGCGCCCACUUACACGGUUGGCGCCGUGAUCGGUAUGCUAUCAGCGAUCGUUAGCUCAAUCAUUGAAUCCAUCGGAGACUACCUGGCCUGCGCUUCGCUAUCCCGCGCACCGACCCCACCGAAGCACGCUAUCAACAGAGGGAUCAUGUUCGAAGGCGCUGGAAGCAUAAUCGCAGGUUUCUUCGGCGCUGGCUGUGGACUGACCUCAUACUCGAGCAACAUAAGCAUCAUCGCUCUCACUAAAGUGGCUUGCCGGUCCGUAAUCAUUUGGGCUGCACUGUUUAUGGUGGGUUUCGGCAUCAUAGGCAAACUCGGAGCGCUUUUCGCAACGAUUCCGGACCCGGUCAUCGGCGGAGUUUUCGUGGUGUCUUUCUCGCUGAUAUCGGGUGUUGGAAUCGCGUCCGCUAAACAAGUGGACCUGCAUUCAUCGCGGAAUCUUUACGUUCUUGGAACCUCGUUGUUCGGGGGAAUCAUGAUCGCUCAUUGGACCAGGAGACAUCCGGAGUCGAUCCAGACCGGCAACCUGAUGCUCGACCAAACUAUAACCAUCUUGCUAUCGACUUCCAUGUUUGUGGGCGGAGCGCUGGGAAUAUUUUUAGAUAACACAAUCCCGGGCACGUUGAAAGAACGUGGACUCGUCGAGGAUAAGGAAGCAUCGGAAGAGCCAGACAUGACAUGCUACGGCGUUCCGUUCAUGGGGAGUCAGCUCGAAAAAUUGCCAUUCCUGCCGUUCAGCCCGACUUACACGAAAUCCCCGCUACCGGGGCUCAUCAGGAGUAUAUCUCGGGGUAGCAAGAGAUCCACGGCGAGCUCCGCGGCCCAGGAAACCUCUAUACCCUGAGUCCGAAGGGUAUUUUGUCUCUCACUUGUUGACCAACAAUUCUCUGAGGACAGAAUGGGACGAAGACGAAGGCGAUGAGCUUAUUAUCAGUUAUUCUGUUCGGAAUCAUUCCAGAAAUGAGCGAUUCGCGAAGUCGGAAUCCGAGAUGAGGUGCCCCGGGCUCAGUUCGACGGCAGAAGUAGCGAAUAAUCUCGAGAGUCUCGAGUCGGAGGCACACCGAAACAUCACUCACAAGUCAGUUGUCAGUUGUUUGCGA